Marasmius oreades (fairy-ring Marasmius) is the source of this 282-nucleotide messenger RNA. It is a transcript of the gene GNPDA1, whose product is annotated as Glucosamine-6-phosphate isomerase 1. The coding region runs from base 1 to 282 and encodes 93 amino acids. Gene Ontology annotation, molecular function: identical protein binding; glucosamine-6-phosphate deaminase activity. Gene Ontology annotation, biological process: carbohydrate metabolic process; D-glucosamine catabolic process; N-acetylneuraminate catabolic process. The transcript is spliced from 2 exons. Gene Ontology annotation, cellular component: cytoplasm. NCBI's taxonomy places the organism in Eukaryota, Fungi, Basidiomycota, Agaricomycetes, Agaricales, Marasmiaceae. The record is from RefSeq and is a predicted model, not a curated record.
AUGGACGAAUACGUCGGUCUUCCUCGGGAUCACUCAGAAUCGUAUCACACCUUCAUGUUCAGAGAGUUCUUCUCGCACGUCGAUAUCCCCCCCUCCAACGUCCAUAUUCUUGACGGAAACGCUGUUGACCUAAUCGCGGAAUGCAAAGCUUACGAGGAGAAGAUCAAGUCCUUUGGUGGUGUCGAGUUGUUCCUGGGAGGAAUUGGUGAAGACGGUCAUAUUGCUUUCAAUGUGGGCAUCUCCUCUCUGAACAACAGGCUCCAACUGAACCUCGUUGUAUAG